Psilocybe cubensis is the source of this 1476-nucleotide messenger RNA. RefSeq lists its product as uncharacterized. Gene Ontology annotation, biological process: chromatin remodeling. The transcript is spliced from 5 exons. The record is from RefSeq and is a predicted model, not a curated record. Bases 1 to 1476 code for a protein of 491 amino acids. NCBI's taxonomy places the organism in Eukaryota, Fungi, Basidiomycota, Agaricomycetes, Agaricales, Agrocybaceae. Gene Ontology annotation, cellular component: Ino80 complex.
AUGCCUCCUCGUACUCGUCGCUCUGCCGCCGUCGCUGCUGCUGCCUUGGUCGCAGACAUGCAGAUGGAGUCUGAACCAGAAGAAGAAGAAGAAGAAGAAGACGAAGAAGAGGAGGAGGAGCAAGUCGACAUCGAGAAUGACGACGAGGACGGAGAAGGCGAAGAAGGAGAUGAAGACGAAGAUGCCGAGAGUGAAGAGCAGGACUCUGAUGCUGAAGAGGAGGAAGAGGAAGAAGAAGAAGAGCCAGUAGUACCCCAGCCUCGGCUAAAGAUCACACUUAAGCUCCCCGCGAACAACACCUCCUCCAACAGUGGUGGGACCGCCACACCUGACGACCAGGAAAAUGACUAUGUAUUCACGCGUACCCCCAGGCGGCGCGCUAAAACUAAAGUCAUACAAGAUAUCGACGUCGAAUCCGAGGACCCAACGUCCAACUCCGACUCGGAAGAGAAAGAACAGUCUGCGCCUUCGCGCUCCACGGGCACCCCCUCAGGCACUGCUGGCCCCAGUACAAAGCCGAUGACGACGCGCCAGGCUGUCUUGGCGAGCGUAGUUGACCCCUCCCAUGUUUCUUUGAAUGAAGGUACCAGGAGCAAGAAACAGCCACUCAACGAGACAGAACUCGCUCUGCGAAGGGAGGAGACUGCCAGAAAGCGGAAGAAUCUCAGCGAGAAGAAGUUGCAGGAUGAAAAGGCAGAAACUAUCAACCGUCUGCUCAAAAAGCAAUCGCGGCCCAAAAAUAAACGCAACAACACGGGCGACGAUCGCUCACCAAUGCCCGGCUCUGGCGCGCGCACGCCCAAAGUCAAAACAGCCGCCGCCGCCGCAUCAAAGAAUGGAAACGGAGAGGAUGGAGAGGAUGCCGAGGGUGAUGAAGAUGAGGAGGAUGCGAUGGAAAUCGUGCCGGAGCCUGUGGAAGAGGUCAAGCCCGUCAUGUAUCGCUGGGUAUCGACGAUCCGCGCGUUGCCCCCGGUGGAGCCUAUUACCGCUGCACCUGCAAACGGUGGAGUCACCGCGGAUGGUGAAGGUGGGAUGAAACAUGAGGAUGUAGAUAUGCAGGUGGAUAAAGAAGCAGAUGGGAAGCAGAUGGUUGUGAAGAAGGAGGUGCAAGUGCCUAUCAUGCGAAUCACGUUCUCCAUCCCUGAGCUCGCCCUCGCUCGUCAUCCACCGCCACCCACUCAACCCAAUACCGUGCUUCCAACCUCUGAAACUAUCAACCCUUCAAACUCUACCGCAAUGCAAGUCGACGACGACAACAGCGUCAGCAAACCCUCUGAAGAAGAGCUGCAACGGCAAGCACGCGAAAAAGAGCGGGCGGAGAAAGAAGCAAGGGCGCGUGGGCCGGGUGUGUGCGCUGUGGACGGGUGUGGACUGCCGCGCAAGUACCGGCACCCGGGGGACUGGACGGUCGGCGCUUGUGGAAUGGGGCAUUUGAAAGAAGUUGGGAGGCUGGUGGAGAGGAGGGCGGUUGUUUGA